UUUAAAUUUUGUAUACAUACAAUUGAUCUGUCGUCAGAAAGAAACGGUUUAUAAUAUUAAUUUAUAAUUAUAUCUUCGAUCUAAAGUUAUUCUAAUUGUCUGAUAUGGAUCAAAAGUACAUUUCGUCUAUGUAUAAAUGGUUCGAAGAAUGUGGAGUAAUAUCGAAUAUAAGGACACACCUACGUCAAAAUCUAGUGAAUGCAUUAAAAAAUAAGGACCUUGUACUGAAAAGCGAUGGUCCUAAAUCAGCCAAACAGUAUGUUUACGAUCUAUUGAUAGCAGAGUAUUUAUUCAAUCAUAAUUACGCUUAUACAUUAUCGGUAUUUGCCAGUGAAGCACCACUUUUAGUAAACUUUUCCAAUAAGACAAUGGAAAAGUCUGAUAGGAAUGAAAAUGAUAAUGAAAAGUUAAGGAGCGAUUAUGUGUUACAUGCCCUGGAAACACUAGGUAUUAAUCCUCACGAUACUAAAGGAAAACAUGUUAUAUCACAGUAUAUUAAAAAUGAUAUGCCACUGUUGUUGUGUAUAUUAAAGUGCAUAACUAUGUUCUUCUACAAUACGCACAAUAGUGUACCAAUAAAAGAAAAUGUGUCCCUCUGCAAUGAAUCCACACAAACUCAAUUCUCGUGGCGUGCUUACAAGUUACAAAUUGAAAAAUUGGAAAUGCUAAAGAAGAAGGUAUCUAUGCAUAAGCAAGUAGUAGAUAGUAAGCUACGCAAAAGAGAAAUGAUGUUAAAGGAAAAAGCAGUUCUUAUAGAACGGCAACUUGAAGUAUUAAAUACAAAAUUGGAACAAGUUCAGAAGGUGGUGCAUUCAGUGAGCUUGAAGGAACAACAGUUAAAGGAAACAAAAAUGAAUAACGAACAGUAUAUUUUACAGAAGGAAAUGAAAUUAGCGCUCAAAGAAAGAUUACUAUUACAAGAAGAAAAUAGAUUGCAAAAAGAACAAACCAACUGCAAAAAGUUAGAAGACGUAGAAAAAUUACAGGAACAAGAAACGAGGAAAACAUCGACGAGUCGCGAUUUAAAGAAUAUGGAGGUACAAACAGAGUUUGUGAGCAAUCCAUCUCAAGAGGAAAGAAUCAAAGCGCUUACUAAAGAGAAGGAGGAAUUAACUGCUCUCAUAAAAGAUCAGCAAUUGAAAAUAGAACAGAUAACGCAGCGUGCCCUUCAGUUAUGUCGACAAAUAGAAGGGAUACGCACGUUAAGGCCUACUAGCGUAGAAAUUCCAACGCAAACUGCAAAUACAAAUACAGUUAUUAGCGAAAGUAGUUCCACGGAAGAUAUUCUUCAUGAUGCAAAAUUGAGACUCAAGCGGCUAGAGGAAGAGAGUUUGAAAGCGGAUCAAUAUUAUUACAAUUUUAUCAAUAAUUCGUAAUGUUUACUAUAAUUUAAUAGCGGUAAAAUAAGAAUUAGUAUGACAUUUGUAUUAAAUAUAGUAUUUAUAACGCACAUAGUAGUUUUGUAGGAGCAAUCUAAGCAUAAUUAACAAACAAUCAGGUAUGAAACUCGUGACAUCUUUAUUGCGAUCGCUAAUUCUAUUUGUUAUAAACUAUAUAAAAUCUUAGUUGUAUGUACAAAUUUAAGACUGAAUUGAAUAUAUACCAAAGAACUUUUGUUAUCUAGUUUAUUUUAUAAAAUUGGACGUUAAUAUAAUAUACAAAUUAAUCUCUA
Hylaeus volcanicus is the source of this 1672-nucleotide messenger RNA. Its product is annotated as centrosomal protein of 63 kDa-like. Bases 105 to 1376 code for a protein of 423 amino acids. Gene Ontology annotation, molecular function: protein binding. Lineage: Eukaryota; Metazoa; Arthropoda; Insecta; Hymenoptera; Colletidae. The record is from RefSeq and is a predicted model, not a curated record. The transcript has 4 exons.